AUGUCUACUAAAUGGACUAGUAAUCAAAGUGAAACUGGCAUUUUACGUAAAAGUGAACCUAAAGAGAAGAAAGAAGAGUUAUUCGUGUUCGGCUAUUCGUGCAAACUCUUCAGGGAUGAUGAUAAAGCCCUGCACAUUGAUCAAGGCAAACACCUCAUUCCGUGGAUGGGGGAAGAAACGUUGAAAAUCGACAGGUAUGAUGCAAGAGGCGCUCUUCAUGAUCUCUCAGCAUUGGAAGCCCCACCAGGGGGCUUCGACUGGCGAGUGGAGCUCACGAGAGCUGAGCUGGAUGUGGAACAACUCUGUGAUGAAGAGAGGUAUCGGGCUCUUCAUACUGAUGAAGAUGAGGAAGAAAUGUAUAAAGAGGAAGAAUUAAAACGUCUUCAUGCAGCUGGCUAUGGUCAAGUGGGUUUCAACUAUGAUACACCUGCUGAGUCUACACCUGAGGCUCAAGUAGUCGAAGUUGAAGAACCUUUUGAACCAACUCCAGCAUUUAAAGCUCUUUUACCUAUACAAACAGUUUUUCCUGACAGUCAAAAGCAAAAUGCUAUAAUAGAAAAAACAGCAAAAUUCAUAGCAUCGCAAGGUGUUCAAAUGGAGAUCCUCAUAAAAGCAAAGCAAGGAGAGAAUCCACAGUUUAAAUUUUUAAAUAAAGAUUCACCACUGAACCCAUAUUAUACAGCAUUAAUAGGACUUGUUAAAGCAGGCAAAUGGCCCGAGAAGACUGAAGUUGUUGAAGAAAAACAAGAAGUCAAUGAUGAAUACCUUCAUCCAAGCUUAGCAUCAACAGUAAUAGAAUCGGCUCCAUCCAUCCCAAGUAUCCACUACAAACCAUCAGCCGACUGUGACUAUACAUUACUUAUAUCUAAAAUGAGGGGGGAAACCACAUUGGACGAAACAUAUUCACCAGAACUAGCACCAGGCGAAGUGGCUCCGCCGGGAACUGAACCUCUACCACCUCGAGUCCACGCCGAGAUAUCUAGGGCUCCUGUUAUGUACAAUAGACCAGAUUAUCAAGCUCCGCCCAAUCCGAUACAGCAACAAUACGCGGCGUACUACCACCAGUACAUGGCGCAGCAGGCGCAGCAGCCGCCGCCAGCGCAGCCCCCGGCUCAUCAGCCCCCAGUGCAGCCCGUCCCGACGCGGAGCACCAUAGUUACCCCAAGCAAGUCCACUGGCCUCAGUCUCAUGAAGAAUUACAAUACGGACAGUGAUAGUGAUGAUUCUGACUUUGAUGACUCCUCAUCGUCAGACAGCAAAGACAAACCAAUAAUAAUCACUCCACCUGAAGAUAUUAAAAUAGUGAUCGACAAAAUGGCGGCCUAUGUCGCACGAAAUGGCGAUGAAUUUGAAGAAAUCGUGCGUGCGAAAAAUGAUCCGCGAUUCACUUUCUUAGAACCAAAUAACUUAUAUCAUACAUUUUAUAAGAAAUUGAUGCAAGAGAAACGAGGAAUCGAUGUCAAUGGGAAAGAAAGGAGUAAAGGAAAAAGACAUGAUAAGGUGCCAGUAUCAUUCUCAAUAAAGAAACAUAAAGAGCCCGACCCGAUUCUACCGAAACCAGCAUUGCCAUACGAAUCUAGCUCCGACGACGAAAAAGGGAACAAAGAUGCAGAAAAACAAGAAGAAUCACCUAAACAACUUCCAAAAACAAACAUUCCACAGAUAUACACUACUAUUAACAAUAUCAUACCUCCAGUGGUUGUUUACAAAAUGGAGGCUGCACAAAUAAACAAUCUACCUGUUAUUAAAACAAUAGAGCCGAUGAAAGUGAAUAGUGUACCAAAACCACUUGUGCUCACUGAAAUCAAAGAACCAGUGAUAAAGGAGAUUCAAAUAAAAGAGCAGCCGAAAAUCGAGGACAAACCAUUGUUUAUAUCUGAGAAAAUUGUACAACCAAUCAUAGAAAUCAAAAAAGAUAAAACUCCAGAAAAAAGAGAAAGAGAAAGAAGCAAAGAAAGAGAAAGGAGAAGUCCAAGUAGAGAUAAGAGGAAACAUCGUGAUAGAAAGAAGGCAUAUCGAUCUGAACAUAAAUCGGAACAUAAAGAAAGAUUGGAGAGACAAAGUGUGGAGAAGGAGAGAGAUAGAAAGAGACACAAAGAUAUUGAGAGAGAUAGGAAACGAAAGUAUAAAGAUGAUUUGGAAAGUGAAAUAAUAUCAUUAGAAGAUAAUUCAGCUGAUAUGAUAGAUUUGACAGGCGAGCAGUCAGAUUCCAAAGUGGAAGUCGAGUCGGAGGCGGAGCGCGCCAAGCAGCAGGCGCGGCGUGCGCGCGCGGCCGCCUUCCUGCGGCGCGCCGGCGUGGACCCCGCCGCCGCCGCGCUGCCCGCCACCUCGCUCGCCAGCGCCAUGGUCGACACGUUAGAGUCUCUGCGAAAGAAGAAAAGUGAUGAGGAAAAGAGACUGAGACGAGACAAACGGCGGCGACGGGAUAGGAAAGAUCACGACGAUGAAUCUGACAAGCCAAAAAAAGGAAAGCGCAAGAAAAAUAGAUCCUCUGAUGAAGAAGACGCGGACUAUGAUGGUUCCAAGAAGAAAAAACGCAAGAAAGAUAAGAAGCACUCUUCAAAAAGCAAAAAGAAGAAACGACGUGAAGAAGAAGACGACAUGCAAACGAUCAAAAUUGAUCUCACUAACACGUUAAAAGAACUUCGAUCUAAUUCCCCAACAAAAGAACUGGGAUUGCACAAUGUAGAAGAAGUUCCUAGUAGCAAAGACUCUUCUGACGAAAGAAAGAAGAAGAAAGAAAGAGAGUAUAGUGAAGGAGAGUGGUCCAGUGAUAGUGACGAAGACUCACUCUCUAGUGAAGAUGAC
This is a messenger RNA of Brenthis ino (lesser marbled fritillary), 2808 nucleotides long. NCBI's taxonomy places the organism in Eukaryota, Metazoa, Arthropoda, Insecta, Lepidoptera, Nymphalidae. The record is from the annotation of a GenBank genome assembly.